Messenger RNA from Symphalangus syndactylus (siamang), 2482 nucleotides. Its product is annotated as golgin subfamily A member 8A-like. Gene Ontology annotation, biological process: Golgi organization. The record is from RefSeq and is a predicted model, not a curated record. Gene Ontology annotation, molecular function: protein binding. Gene Ontology annotation, cellular component: Golgi apparatus; Golgi cis cisterna; cis-Golgi network. Lineage: Eukaryota; Metazoa; Chordata; Mammalia; Primates; Hylobatidae.
UUACAAAGGAGUUUUGGGAGAAAAGGUCCAAGAUAAGCAGAAAAUGUUGCCAGUUGAUGGGGAAGAAAGGAAGUCAGAGGGCUUAGACACUGAGGGGGACAGAACAUCUCCAUGUGCACUAUCAUCUGCUACCCUGAAGGAUCUGGAUGCAAGAGGCUCUGGGCGGAGGUGCAGUGACCCUGCAGGCCAGCCCUCUAACCUUUUCCCACAGCGGGGACCAGGUGCCCCUCUGCCAGCUGAGACAGUCCACACACACUGCAGCCCUAAUGAUUGUUCUACCUCUCCCCCACUCCACUCCUCCUCCACCUCCUCCUUGCUGCAUGUGCCGCAGAGCCCGUGCCAAGAACCAGCAGUAGUCCUGGACUCCAGGACUGUAAAAACCAGUCAACUGAAGAACACCAUCAAAUCUUUGAAAGAACAGAAGAAACAAGUGGAACAUCAGCUGGAAGAAGAAAAGAAAGCAAACAAUGAGAAAUGGAAAGCCAAAAAAGAGUUAGAGGUGAUUCAAAUCCAGAGAUUGAACACACAGAGGAAACUAAAUACGGACCUUUAUCACACGAAACGUUCUCUCAAAUAUUUUGAAGAUGAGUCCAAGGAUCUGGCCAUCUGCCUGCAACAUUCAUUGCAGCGUAUAGCAGAGUGGGCUCUCUCUGCUGUCACUGCCACACAGGAGAAGAAGGAGGACAGUACCUCGAGCCGCAGUAAAGCAGUUAUCGAGUAGCAGUUAGAGCGGUCCAUACAGGAGCAGGCACUGCUGAAUGCACAAGCGACACGGUUGAAGGAGUUGCUUAAACAAAUCCGGCUAGAGAGAGAUGAAUAUGCUCAACAUAUAAAAGAAGAGAGGGCCCAGUGGCAGCAGAGGAUGAGGAAAAUGUCACAGGAGGUUCGCACAUUAAAGAAGGAGAAGAAGCAUGAAACGCAUCGGGUAGAGAAGCUGGAGAGGAGCUUGUAACUCAAAAACCAGAUGGCUGAACCCCUGACCCUGGAGCCUCCAGCAGUGCCCUCUGAGGUGGAGCUGCAGCACCUGAGGAAGGAGGUUGAGAGAGUGGCAGCAGAACUCCAAGCCCAGGUGGACAACAAUAAGGGCAUGAGUGUCCUGAUAUCGGGGCAAAAGGAGAGGCUUCGGGAGCAGGACGCGAGGCUUCGGGAGCAGGGGGAGAGGCUUUGGGAGCAGGAAGCGAGGCUUCAGCAGCUGGCCGAGCCACAGAGUAGCUUCGAGGUGCUGAACAAUGAGAACAAGAGCUCUCUGCAGUUGGAGCAGCAAGUAGAGGAGCUGCAGGAGAAGCUUGGCAAGGUGAAGGAGACAGUAACCUCUGCCCCAUCCAAGAAGGAGGCAGCGGUCCCAGCCCCAGUGACUGGGGGCGAGUCUAGCGGCCUUAUGGACCUCCUGGAGGAGAAGGCGGACCUGGGGGAGCGAGUGGAGAAGCUAGAACUUCAAUUCCUCCAGUACUGGAAAGACAGAAGCCAUCAGAAUGUGCAUCACCCUAGAACACAGCCAGGGGGCAGUGCCCAAGAUGCGGCAACAGGAGGAGGACAUCAUCAGGCUGGUCCAGGACAAGGAGGAGAUGAAUGUGAAGCUGCUGGAGCUGCCGGAGACGAUGUUGUGGCUUGUGAUGACUACAACGAGGGACACGGCAAAUUCCCGGCCACUGCCCUGAACCCUGCUGAUGAGCCCGGUCCAGGCGCCCCAGCCCCCCAGGAGCUUGCGGGUGCUGACAAGCAUGGUGAUCUUUGUGAGGUGAGCCUCACUGACAGUGUGGAGCACCCAGGCUUGGGCAGCAACUCCUGUAUGCUGUUCUUUUGCUGGGCUUGGCUGCUGAGAAGAAGGAGAUAAACAUCACCAUCGUCAAAGAGCUGCUCAAGAAAUUUUAAAAGAGGAAACAAAGUUAUGGGGUUAAUCUCCUACCCAAUUCAUUUACUUCAAUGUUAGAGCCACUCAUGAUUAUUUGUGUUUGUAAUUUAUAGUUUAUUUGUAAAAAGUUAAAGGAGAGUGGGUCUCUGUGGCUUUCACUGAUGUUCACUCUGGCAUCCUUUAGCAUUUUUCUUUUUUAGUUUCAUAAUUGUAGGUCAUUAGCAUGCAUAUCGAGUUUGCCCUUAUGUGGUGGGAGUUCAAAUACACAAAGACCCACUAUUUGCACAAAAUUAUUGUUGCUAGUUUGGAAUAGGCUGCCAUGCUUUUUUAAUGUUAUUGCAGCAUGUGUAUUCAUUACAGAAUUCAGAUAAAAUUUGCUUAUGUUCUGCUAUUGUUUCAUCUGAUCUUAAUCACAGUGAGCUCUUCAUUAGCUCAAUAUGUGGUUUGCCCCCAAGUGUGCACUGUUUAUUACUUUGUAAUAUGCCACUAUGAGUACUGACAUUUAGAGUUGUUUAAAGGCCGAGAACUGGAAAUGCCUUUCCCCUAUUUUCUGUGUAUUGGUGAUGGGAGUAGUAACAUUUUGGGGGAGCUUUUAAAAUCUCACAGAAGAGGAAAGUGGCCUGCUCUGGC